Messenger RNA from Monosiga brevicollis MX1, 837 nucleotides. RefSeq lists its product as uncharacterized. The record is from RefSeq and is a predicted model, not a curated record. The transcript has 9 exons. Lineage: Eukaryota; Choanoflagellata; Craspedida; Salpingoecidae. Gene Ontology annotation, cellular component: nucleolar ribonuclease P complex. Bases 1 to 837 code for a protein of 278 amino acids. Gene Ontology annotation, molecular function: RNA binding. Gene Ontology annotation, biological process: tRNA processing.
AUGGACCUGAACCUGACCCCGCCCGCACCGACGGCGGUCGCGCCCCUCGUCGCCGCUGCGGCUCAAGUGGGUUAUCAGGGCGGUGCUGUCAACCAGGUCAUCACAACACGUAUCUCAACCGACGUGAACCCGGAUUUCUCCCUGGAUAAUCUGCCCGUACCCUCACAUGGCUCAGCACAAUCUAAAAGGCCAUUUUUGCCGCUGCGCCGAGCCACCAUUCUUCUCAACGAUAAUAGCAACUCCUUUGCCUUGUCAGGUAGCUUUACUGGACUCAGCGAAUUUGAUAUCCUGGCCGUUCUGCCCGGCACGGACAAGCUAUUUGCGCAAUGCACGGACAAACUGGAAGUGGAUGUCAUUAGUUUUGACCUGACCGCCAAACUGCCGUUUCGUGUCAAGCCCACACAGAUCCGACAGGCACGCCAGCGCGGGGUAUACUUUGAGCUUCAAUAUGGUCCUCUCCUGACCGCAGAUGCUGCGACGCGUCGGCGAGUCAUGAGCAAUGCUCAACAGAUUGUUCGCAUGACCAAGGGCCGCCAAAUCUUGCUUACUUCCGGGGGUUCCGCGCCCAACGUACUGCGCUCGGCCCAUGAUGUUGCCAACUUGGGCCGCCUCUUUGGCCUGACACGAGAUUGGCGGCAACCUGCGCCCACGGCCCUGCCAAAGCGGUCCAAGUCCAAGCCGGCCCAGGUCCCGCCCAAGAAGGCAAAAGAAAGUGCCGCACCACCCCACUCAACAACCAAAGGCAACAGCAACGCGGCAACGCCCGCGACGCCCGCCACCGUUGAUGGCAACCCUGCACAAGCCAAAAGUGCCAAACGCGCCAAGCGCGCCAAUUGA